AUGCGCCAGUUUGGACGUCACCUCAGACCUUCUCUAAGGUCUGGGAUACGGCUCUCCAUUCCUGUGGCUGUCGGAUUGGUUUCCUAUGAGUUACACCGUCCUGCCUUCAUUUCGAACGAAGCAUUCCAUCCUAUUGACACAUCAAUUCAUGAGUUGAAGCCGGAGAAAGGUGCCGAUACUUAUGAGAUGGGACUCUACGAGCUGUCUCAGGAGGAGAUUGUGGAUCAAAAUGUACAUUAUCGUCACGAAAAAACCCACACUGGGAAUUGGAUCAAAAGAUUGUUCUGGUACACGAAGUUUUUUGUGGAAGAUUAUGUUGUGGAACCAGUGGUUAUAUUUGGUCGCUUUGUCGAGCUUUCAUGUAUAUUUGUGCCAGUGUUUUUAUUGUAUCCCAUAUGUUUUUUCGGUAAAAGGCAGAAAGGCCUGACGGUUCGUCUGGGGGCGCUAGCCUGGUACAGGAUGUUACGAUGGGCUGCCGAAACUGCAGGUGCUAGUUUCAUCAAAUUGGGCCAAUGGGCAGCUCUGAGAACGGAUAUCUUUUCUAGGGAAAUGUGUAACGAACUUGGGAAUCUCCACUCAAACGCGAAAGCACACCUGCUUCGUGCUACUAAACGAAUCGUAUGCCAGCUGUUUGGAGGAAUGCCUUUCGAAGAAAUAUUUGAUGAAUUUAAUGAUAAACCAGUGGGCGUUGGGGCUAUUGCUCAGGUAUAUGUGGCCAAACUUUCACCAAAAGCUAUACAACAAGCUAAAGACAACGAUCGGGAACAGUGGAAAGCUAAAUCUGAUGCGUUCAUUGACAAAAUAAUGGUCACAGAACAUCAAGAUCCCCUCACAACCAAUCAAAAAGUCGCUAUCAAGGUUUUGCAUCCCAAUGUCGAUAUCAAUAUCAAUCGCGAUUUGAAAAUCAUGUCAUUUUUUGCAAAUUGUAUUGACGUCAUCCCCACUAUGGAGUGGUUAUCUUUGCCAGACGAAGUUGAUCAGUUUGCCAUUUUGAUGAGGCUUCAACUCGACCUUCGUAUCGAGGCUCUCAACUUGGCUAAGUUCCGGGAAAAUUUCAGAAGUCGAUUGGAUAUACAUUUCCCCAAGCCAUACUUGAAUUUCACAACACGUGAUGUUCUCGUGGAGGAGUAUAUUUAUGCUAUUCCCAUUCAAAAAUUUUUGGAUUUAAAAGAAAAUCAUGGGAAAAAUCUUACGAAGGAAAUCAGUGACAAAGGGCUUGAUGCUUUCCUCAAAAUGUUAAUCCUUGACAACUUCGUUCACGCUGAUUUGCAUCCUGGUAACAUGAUGAUUAGAUUCUACAAAAACGAGCACUACAAGCAUGAAAGGGAGUACAAGAUUGUUAAACUGUCAAACGAAAGUGACUCAAAUAGAGUCACAAAGGAAUUGCUUCUGCUACCGAUGUCGAAAUGGGCAGACAAAUUGAAGAAAUUGUACAACCAGGGUUACCAUGCUGAAAUCUGUUUCUUGGAUGCUGGUCUUGUUACAGAAUUGCGUGCCGAAGAUCGCCGCAACUUUAUCGAUUUGUUCAAGGCAUUAGCUGAAUUUGAUGGUUAUCGCGCAGGUGAACUCAUGGUUGAACGGCUGCGCACUCCAGAAACGGUCAUCAACAAAGAAAUUUACGCUCUUAAAGUCGAGAAGUUGGUAGACCGCAUGAAGGAACGUACGUUCACAUUGGGCAGUAUUUCAAUUGGUGAUUUACUCGACCAAGUGCUUGGAAUGGUUCGCACCCAUCACGUCAGAAUGGAAGGUGAUUUUGUUACCGUUAUUGUUGCGAUCCUCUUAUUAGAAGGGAUUGGUCGUCAACUUGACCCUGAUUUGGACUUGUUUGCCAGGUUCGUAUACGCUAUCGUGUGGGGGUUUCCCACCGAAAAUGACAUCUACGGCGGGCUUACUAACUAA
Diutina rugosa is the source of this 1899-nucleotide messenger RNA. RefSeq lists its product as uncharacterized. Gene Ontology annotation, biological process: protein phosphorylation. Gene Ontology annotation, molecular function: protein kinase activity; ATP binding. The transcript has a single exon. The record is from RefSeq and is a predicted model, not a curated record. NCBI's taxonomy places the organism in Eukaryota, Fungi, Ascomycota, Pichiomycetes, Serinales, Debaryomycetaceae. Gene Ontology annotation, cellular component: mitochondrion. The coding region runs from base 1 to 1899 and encodes 632 amino acids.